Molecule: messenger RNA, 1921 nt
Organism: Alnus glutinosa
Lineage: Eukaryota; Viridiplantae; Streptophyta; Magnoliopsida; Fagales; Betulaceae
Product: protein NRT1/ PTR FAMILY 2.8
Exons: 3
Coding region: 1-1806 (601 amino acids)
Biological process (GO): transmembrane transport
Cellular component (GO): plasma membrane
Molecular function (GO): transmembrane transporter activity
Source: RefSeq, a predicted model, not a curated record
AUGGAAAACGCGAUCCAUCAGUCUUCACUAGAGCAAGACACUCCGCCCACUCCUCCUGCUCCUGGUUCCACAAGAAAAGCAGGAGGAUGGAAAGCUAUCAAAUACAUCAUUGGGAAUGAAUCGUUCGAGAAGUUGGCAUCAAUGAGCUUGAUAUCCAAUAUGACAGUGUACCUGAAUUCAAACUACAACCUCAGUGGUAUAUUUGUUGUUAAUGUGGUCACAAUAUGGAAUGGUUCCUCCAACAUUGCAUCAUUAGCAGGAGCUUUCAUUUCUGAUGCUUAUCUGGGCAGGUUCCGAACCCUCCUCUUUGGCUCCAUAGCGUCUCUCCUGGGUAUUGGGACCAUGACCCUAACUGCAGCUAUACAUCAGUUAAGACCCCCCACUUGCACAAAUGGGGAAUCCGACUGCCGACAUCCUCAAAGUUGGCAGCUAGCCUUCCUCUUCAUGGCUCUUGGAUUGCUAUCAAUAGGUGCAGGCGGCAUUAGGCCCUGCAACAUAGCCUUUGGAGCUGAUCAAUUUGACACCAGAACAGAGGAGGGAAGAAGACAAUUGGAAAGCUUCUUCAAUUGGUGGUACUUCUCCUUUACCAUUGCUCUCAUUAUAGCCCUCAGUGCUGUCGUCUACAUUCAGACUAAUGUCAGCUGGGUUUUAGGCUUUGCUGUUCCCACUGCAUGCCUUGGUGUUUCUAUAGCUAUAUUCUUGCUCGGCUGCCAUACUUAUGUUUACAAAGAUCCCCAAGGCAGCAUCUUCUCUGACAUGGCCAAGGUAAUUACAGCUGCCUGUCGGAAGCAUCGGUUAAGAACAGUCGUAGGAUCAUUUUAUGAUCCUCCUGUGACAGGAUUAGACGAACCAACAACAAAGCUUGCUCAUACUGAUAGGUUCAGGUUCCUCGACAAGGCUGCUAUAAUUGCGGAGCCAAGUGAAAUAGACAACUAUGGCAUGCCCAACAAUGGAUGGAAACUCUGUAGCUUGCAGCAAGUGGAACAACUGAAAUGCUUAGUAGCAAUUGCGCCUGUUUGGGUGUCGGGAAUUGGAUGUUUUAUAACCAUGGACCAACAGAACACUUUUGGUGUCCUUCAAUUAAUGCAAAUGAACAGAUCCAUCGGAUCCCAUUUCAAGAUCCCACCAGGGUGGAUGAAUCUCACGUCCAUGAUUGCCCUCUCCACAUGGAUAAUCAUUUACGAGCAAAUUUACAUCCCUCAGGUGCGGAAAAUUACAAAAAAGGACAAACGAUUGACGAUGCGGCAAAGAAUAAGCACCGGCAUUUUUAUGUCAAUUCUCUGCAUGUUGGUCGCCGGGGUUGUCGAGAAGAAGCGCCGUGACUCGGCUACAAAACAUGGGUUAUUUACUUCACCCAUAAGUUUUGCGUUUCUCUUGCCACAGUUUUUCUUAUCAGGUAUGACGGAAGCUUUUGCCGCAGUUUCCAUAAUGGAAUUUUUUACCACGCAAAUGCCGGAGAGCAUGAGGACUAUUGCCGGAGCAGUCUUCUUUCUCAGCUUAUCCGUUGCGAGCUACAUAGGCUCCCUUCUUGUCAAUGUCAUCCAUUCUGCAACAGGCAAAUCCCCAUGGUUGGGUGGUCACGAUCUGAACAAGAAUAGGCUUGACUACUACUAUUACGUCGUCGCUGCCCUGGCAACUCUGAAUUUUAUUUACUUCAAUCUCUUCGCUUGCCACUAUAUCUCAAGCAGAGGUACCGUUGGUAGUGGGACAUCUCCCGAGAGCUCGACAGAUUACCACCCGAGAAAUCGGUCUGAAAGUGAACGAGAGAAUGAAAGAAGAGACUUGGAGAUGGAUCGCAGUAACUAAUCAGCAACUUUGCACUGUACAGUACGUUGAAUUCUUAGAGUGAUUUGAACAUUUUCUUUGUGUAUCUUUAUCAUAUUCUUCAUGUUCUAGACAUCAUGCUCGCUGCCGGCCUGUA